Messenger RNA from Mucor velutinosus, 738 nucleotides. RefSeq names its product Calcium-binding protein NCS-1 (gene ncs1). The transcript has a single exon. Bases 1 to 738 code for a protein of 245 amino acids. NCBI's taxonomy places the organism in Eukaryota, Fungi, Mucoromycota, Mucoromycetes, Mucorales, Mucoraceae. The record is from RefSeq and is a predicted model, not a curated record.
AUGAAGUUAACAGAUCAUCUUCUCUCAUUAGACAAAACCUCCUUUGAAAAGGCAACACAGCACCUAUUUCUGACUCAAGUGGGUACCCUUCAAGUGAAGCCUGAGCAUCUCAAAUCGUGGCUCAUCCAAGACAGAUAUUAUACUGGCGGAUACAUCAAGAUGAUGGGCAUCAUGAUAGCUAAAUUACCGCUUUAUCAAGAUCAGCGUGAAUUGGGCGACAACAAUCCAUCUUACUCGCCUGAGAAGGCUCAAAACAUCAUCCGCGUGCUCUCCUUUGCAUUAUCCAAUGUACAUCGAGAAAGUCAGUUUUUUACCGACAUCUUGAACAGAGAUCCUUACAGCAAGUGUCAACAAUCCACGCGCCAAAAAGCUUGGACAAGCAAGUACAUUGACUUUGUGCGUAAAGUGGCUCAAGAAGGAGGCUAUGAUUUAGGUGAAUCUUUGGUUGUUUUGUGGGCCAUGGAGAUUAUCUUUUUCCGUGCCUGGAACUUUGCCAAGUCUGUCAAUGCUGAAUUGAAGGAGAAGAAUGGAAAGGACUCUCAAGAUGUACAUAUUGCUACUUGUCAUGAACUGAUGGUUAACUGGACCAUGGAAGAGUUUAACGAUUUUGUCAAUGAUUGCGAGAGCCUCGUCAAUGAACUCGACACCAGUGAUCCUCGUCGUAUGGCCAGCUUUGAAAAGGUGUACAGGGACAUUUUGGCUCUUGAAGUUGAAUUCUGGGAUAUGGCAUACAAUUAG